AUGUCUGCCUCAUCUUCCCCCACUUUCGGAAUUGGAUUUGGCGGAAUAUAUUCAUACGGCCCCUCUCGGAAUGCGAUUGAGCGGGUUGGAGUGCAGUUGGGUAGCAGUGCUCUCGCAAUAUUUUCCCAGCCUGCCACCCCUGAAGCCUCAAUCACCAAUCCUCCGACGCUACCUCCAGAAUCUGAAGUCUCCAGUCCUAUAGAUUUCAAUCUCUUAAUGGAGGGAAUCUCGGCAUCUCAAGCCAGCGCCUACUACGGCCAGAGCGUCGCACACUGUGGCCCAAGAGGCGCAGCUGACCCGUGUUUUGAGCGGGAGACGUUCUGCCUCAACACUCCGCAUGCCUGCAUCACGGUUGCCAUAAGGCUCCUCCGGAAUAUUGGGAACGCGAAGAAUGCCACGGGCCCUCAUUGCAUCCACCAUGAAGCCUUCCGUACCAGCUCUCACCUGCCCCUCCCGAUCGGCAACAUCUUUGCCGCUCAAUACGACGCAAUCGGCAAGAUAAUGAGCAUUCUGAGAUGCCCAUGCUCUGCUCUUCCGAGUAUCCGGAUCCUUCUUGCCACAAUCUGCGACAGGAUCGUUACCGAAAUCUCGAUGAUCCUAGGAUGCGCAAAUGUUGACCAAAUCAAGCUGCAGCCUGUCCGCGUCGGUGUGUUCUCUUCCGAAGGGCCCCUUUCUCAUCGUGUCUGCGCCUCUAUUUUUCUUGAGAACCUUCAAGCACUACAGUCCCAUAUGGACAGGUUAUUAGGCCAUCCAAAGUCGGAGCAGGUGGUACUAUAUGAAACUCUACCUGUCGGAAUGAAUGCCGCUGUUGGGCAGUAUGUUGACGCUAUUGUGUGUGAGAAGCUUCGGAUGGCGAUUGAGCAAACAAGGCGAUUUUUCUUACUUUGA
Molecule: messenger RNA, 888 nt
Organism: Clonostachys rhizophaga
Lineage: Eukaryota; Fungi; Ascomycota; Sordariomycetes; Hypocreales; Bionectriaceae
Source: the annotation of a GenBank genome assembly